This is a messenger RNA of Exophiala xenobiotica, 2031 nucleotides long. RefSeq lists its product as uncharacterized. NCBI's taxonomy places the organism in Eukaryota, Fungi, Ascomycota, Eurotiomycetes, Chaetothyriales, Herpotrichiellaceae. The transcript has 4 exons. Gene Ontology annotation, molecular function: beta-glucosidase activity. Gene Ontology annotation, biological process: carbohydrate metabolic process. The record is from RefSeq and is a predicted model, not a curated record. Bases 407 to 1864 code for a protein of 485 amino acids.
CCAACCUUCGCACAACGGGAAAUCUCCCUCCGCAACCAAUCCGGUAGACGAAGCUGGAUAUCUUGGUGGAGAGUCCCAGAGGACGAGAUCAAGGGUAAAUUCUGGCAUAUCUCCCAUGGUCGAAGAAUGAAUGGGACGUGAUACAAAUAUCUGGAGUCAUGGCCUUUUGAUAUAUAUUCUAUCGUUCGCCAGACACAACCCGACCGAUGUCGCCGUCUUAGAGUGUGUCAUAAGAAAGACAUCAGUCGGAGACUGCACUGUGAAGGUUCUGUCGCGGUUUGUCCCUUUCAUGCGUUUGACUCUCCUUGUGCUAUAUAUAUAUUGUCGCCCUCUGGCCAUCAGCGCACGCGGCAACAUCACCGUAUUUCGACAGACGACAACAUAUAUCAUAUUUGCUUAAUCAAUCAUGGUCAGAGACGUUGCUCCUAAGGCAGGGUUGCCUGCUGAUUUCCUCUGGGGCUUUGCUACAGCAGCAUAUCAAAUUGAAGGUGGUGCCACAGCAGACGGUCGAGGCCCUUCGAUAUGGGACACAUUCUGCAAAACUCCCGGCAAGAUCGCUGACGGCAGUUCUGGCGAUGUUGCCUGCGACUCAUAUCACCGCACAGCACAAGACAUCGAAUUGCUCAAGAAGACUGGCGCUCAAGCAUACCGAUUCUCCAUCUCAUGGUCCCGCGUCAUUCCCAAGGGUGGCCGUAAUGACCCUGUCAAUCAAGCCGGCAUAGACUUCUACGUCAAACUCGUAGAUGACCUCCUUGCAGCUGGCAUUACACCCUUUGUCACUCUCCUCCAUUGGGAUCUCCCAGACGAGCUCUACAAGCGGUACGGCGGGUACCUGAACAAGGACGAAUUCGUCGCUGAUUUCGCCAACUAUUCCCGUGUCAUAUUCGAAGCCAUGGGUCCUCGCGUCAAGCACUGGAUCACAUUCAACGAGCCUUUCUGCAGUGCUAUUCUCGGGUACAAUUACGGUGUCAUGGCCCCGGGACACACCAGCGAUCGCAAGAAAAGCCCUAUUGGUGACAGCAGUACCGAGCCCUGGAUCGUCGGGCACAAUAUCCUCGUGGCGCAUGCACACGCCGUCAAGGUCUACCGCGAAGAGUUCAAGCCGAAGUUCGGUGGCGAAAUUGGUAUCACGCUGAACGGAGACUGGACGGAACCAUGGGACCCGAACGACGAACAAGACCGCCUCGCAUGUGACCGCAAAAUCGAGUUCUCGAUCUGUUGGUUUGCGGACCCCGUCUACUUUGGACGCUACCCUGAGAGCAUGGUCAAGCAGCUUGGCAACCGACUGCCCACAUUCACGGAGGAAGAGAGCAAGCUGCUCGCGGGCUCGAACGACUUCUACGGCAUGAACCACUACUGUGCGAACUACGUCCGGCAUCGCGACGGGGACGCAGAUCCGAAUGACUUUAGCGGCAACUUGGAUAUCUUGAUGGAAGACAAGCACGGCAAUAUCAUUGGUCCCGAGACACAAAGUUUCUGGCUGCGCCCGCAUGCUCCGGGUUUUAGGAAACUCAUGAAGUGGUUGAGCGAUCGGUACGGGCGGCCGAAGAUAUAUGUCACGGAGAAUGGGACCAGUAUCAAGGGUGAGAACGACCUGUCGAUGGAGGAGAUCUUGGAGGAUGAUUUCCGGUUGGAGUAUUUCCGCAGUUACAUCACGGCCAUGGCGGAGGCGGUGGCCGAGGAUGGGUGUGAUUGUCGCGGAUAUAUGGCUUGGAGUCUUAUGGACAACUUCGAAUGGGCCGAGGGAUAUGAGACGAGGUUCGGGGUCACGUAUGUCGACUAUGAGAAUGGGCAGAAGCGGUAUCCGAAGAAGAGUGCCCUCGAGCUGAAGAAUAUCUUCGAUCAGUAUAUUGGCAAGGUGUAGUCCAACCUUGGUAGACUGUGGAGUGGAUGUUGUGUUGGGAUGAUUUUCGUUCGACCACGUAAGGUGCCAGCUGGGGAAAUUGGUUAGACUGUGUGGUGAGGGUCCAUUUCGGCCGAUGGUUUCAUUGCAAUAAUGGUUGGCAAUUCAAUCAAUGGACUUCUAAAUAA